AUGCCUGGAAUGAUUGCUCAACACGUGUGGAAAGAUCUACAGCAAUGGCGUGCUGGACUCCCUAUAGACACAACAACAAAUAAUAAUAAUAAUAAUAGUAAUAUAAAUGAGAAUAUAAAUACAAAUACGAUAACAACGGGGAUAAAUGAAAAGGGAGUUUCUAUGCAUAAAGUAUCUCUGAAACCACUCCCGCGUAGUUUCCGUCCACAACGAAUUGUUCCUCUUCUCUACUUGGGAGCAUUGGAUGAUGUUCAGGAUACUUGGGCACUGCAGCAGCGAUUAAUGCCGGAUGAAUUAUUUCUUCUCAUCUCCGCCUGUGGAAGAGGAGAAGCCCCAACGUUGGAAUUACGAGAAUUGAUUUCAUCCACAGAUGAAGGAAUUAAAAAAAGAAGUGAAGGAGCGGUAAGGGUUGGGAAAGAUGAUAAUAAGUAUAUGCGUCGUUUGGCAGUAUGUUCAUGGGAUAAAAUAAAAGAAAAUGUAAUGAGUGGUGGUAAUGUUGAGAACGCCAAUAAUAAUAAUAAUAAUAAUAAUAAUAAUAAUAAUAAUAAUAAUAAUGAAUCCUUAUAUCUACACACUGCACGUUGGUUACAGCAAGUAUUAGAGGCACGUUCCUUUGAUCCUUCUGAGAAGAAAAUGGAAUUCAAUGAAUCGAAUCAAGAUUCAAAUUGUGAAAGAGUAUUAUACUUUAAGUUAAUUCUACCAUGGCAGGAUGAACCAUCCUUUCAGGCAAUUCAACACUUUUCUAUUGUUACCAUCAUGAUGCGAGCAGUAAUGGAGGGAUUGAGAAAAGCCGUUGUGUGUUAUUGUAUGGCAGGGAAAUCUCGUUCAGUGACUGUGGUGUGUGCAUUCCUUUUACAAUUCUGUUGUUUUCAUCCUUCUCUAAAAGAAAUGAAAGAGCGAUGGAAGUUAGAUGCCUCUCUUAUUCCUACUAUUACUACUCCCGCUACUACUAUCACUACUAGUAUGAAUAACAAGAAUAAUGGUAUUAGUAUUAGUAGUAGUAAUAGGAGUAGUAAUAGUGGUAGUAAUAGUGUUGUAGCGGCGGAGAUGGUGCAGGUGGUGUUGGAGUUUGUGCGGGAGGUGCGGUGUUAUGCCUGUCCUAAUGUGGGAUUUAUACAUCAAUUGCAAUCGUAUGCCAGUGAACUUCUCUAUAGUUAUAGUGAGGGAGAAACAACAAUAAUAGGGAUGUGA
Messenger RNA from Trypanosoma theileri, 1191 nucleotides. RefSeq lists its product as uncharacterized. The transcript has a single exon. NCBI's taxonomy places the organism in Eukaryota, Euglenozoa, Kinetoplastea, Trypanosomatida, Trypanosomatidae. The coding region runs from base 1 to 1191 and encodes 396 amino acids. Gene Ontology annotation, cellular component: cytosol. The record is from RefSeq and is a predicted model, not a curated record.